Molecule: messenger RNA, 522 nt
Organism: Macrobrachium nipponense
Lineage: Eukaryota; Metazoa; Arthropoda; Malacostraca; Decapoda; Palaemonidae
Product: sperm acrosomal protein FSA-ACR.1-like
Exons: 1
Coding region: 1-522 (173 amino acids)
Source: RefSeq, a predicted model, not a curated record
AUGCCGCUUGGAGAUCUACUGCAAGGAGGAGAGCUUUUUCUCGGAGAACGCCUACUAGGCAAGCGCCUACUGGGAGAAUGUCCACUGGGAGAGCGCCUACAUGGAGAGCGCCCACUGGGAGAGCGCUUACAGGGAGAGCGCCUACUGAGAGAGCGCCUACUGAGAGAGCGCCUACUUGGAGAGCGCCUACUAGGAGAGCGCCUAAAGGGAGAGCGCCUACUAGCGGAAGCUCGCCUGUCGGAAGCAAAGUCCAGGUCCACAGAUGAGCGCCUGGACGAGGAAGAGCGCUUAUCAGGCUCGCUGCGCCUGCCAGGCUCUUGGCGCCUGCCAGACUCAACACGCCUGCCAGGCUCUUGGCGCCUGUCAGACUCAAAAUCCCUACCAGGCUCUUGGUGCCUGCCACGGGGAGAAAAAACUUCCACGGAAGAGUCCCUGUCUGAAGCAAGGCGCUUACAAGGCUCUGUCGCCUAUCCAAUCGGGAGUGAUCAAAAGGAGAGGAAUGCCUCCAUUGGCGCCUACUAG